AUGAAUACCUAUGUUUCAAAAUUGCUUCAGGAUGAGGCUGGCAUUGUUCCUGAGACCGAGGACAGCCCUUCAACAGCUGUGGAGCCUAACCCUGUUGGACUAGUUCUUCACGUUGGUGAGGUUGCAGACCGGUCUAUGAUGGAUGCUGCAGCUGAACACAAGAAGAAGAAGGGGGUGAUGGAAGUGGAGUCUCCUCUGACACAGACCAAGCAUCACCCAGUUAUCCUGUUUUCUUUCUUUUUACUUUGA
Prunus armeniaca (apricot) is the source of this 249-nucleotide messenger RNA. The record is from the annotation of a GenBank genome assembly. NCBI's taxonomy places the organism in Eukaryota, Viridiplantae, Streptophyta, Magnoliopsida, Rosales, Rosaceae.